This is a messenger RNA of Ceutorhynchus assimilis (cabbage seed weevil), 1126 nucleotides long. The record is from the annotation of a GenBank genome assembly. NCBI's taxonomy places the organism in Eukaryota, Metazoa, Arthropoda, Insecta, Coleoptera, Curculionidae.
CAAAAUUCGCCAUUUGGCCCAAAUGUACCUCUAUAUCAAAAUUUCAUGUUUAUGAACGUAUUAUUAUCCAGAAUAUGUCCAAAAAUCCGGCCCAUCUCAUUUUACUUUCGAUGCAGCAUCACCAAGACAAGAGCUCUAAGUAAGCUCCCUUCUCGCAAUCCAAUUUAUAUUAUCAGUAAACCGGUGCUAGUUUUCAUACCAUGCGCUUCACUUCUCCACAAUGGACCUGCCAACCAGGUAGCUUGGGAAGAUGUCGAAGAAAAUAUUUACCAUUUGAUGAGUUUAGCUCGAUUGGCUUUGGAAAAAGGGGACACUGAAAAAGCUACAGCUAUUUUGGAAAUGGGAAUUAAAAUUUGUGAAGAAUAUGAAGCUUAUGUAGCCUUACCAUAUAUUUAUGAUAUUUUAGCUUCAAUAUCGUUUGCUUUGGGUAAUAUGGACAAAGCAGAACACCUUUUAGUAAGCGCCAUAGAAAAACUAAUCCAGACAGGUUCUCCUGCAGAUGGAAGUCAAGUGCUGGAUUUUCAGUUGCGUCUAGCCCGAAUUUAUAGCGCCUAUGAAAAAAAUCAUUUGGCUGAAAUAGGGUUCUGGGAUUGUUUGAACAAGCAAAAAGCAAAAAUAUUAGACGGAGACACUUCAACAAAAACAGGUAUGCUUUAUGUGAAUGUACUUUUUUGGUACGGUUUACAUAAAAUCCGUGUGAACCAGCACAAAAUUGCCAAAGAAUACAUCACCUCAGCUUACGAUUAUUCUCUAAAAAUUAAAGGAUUAAGCCCCUAUCAAGAAAUGGUCAUCCUUUACACCUUAGCAGACUUACAUAUGCAACUCGGAGAAAACAAUUUAGCACUACAAAACAUAAAUAACGCAAUAUUGCUGGGCAAAGGCAUCGGAAGCACCGACUUGCCUAGAUGUUAUCUGAAAUUAGCCACAAUUUAUGUGAAUUUAGGAACCUGGUCAAUUGCUAAGGAAUCUUGUUUGGAGGCUAUUAAAAUGGCGAAACUUUUUAAUGACGAUGUUUUGGCUGGAGAAGCCGAAUUUACUUUGGUGUUGAUUGAAAAGAAGAUUCAGCAGUCGAUAGAAUAAAUAAUGAUGGAUGUUAUUAUUUUUGAAAUAAAAUAACGUGUUAUAA